AUGGGGUGGAGUGGAGGCAUGGGUGAGAUGGGGUGGAGUGGAGGCAUGGGUGAGAUGGGGUGGAGAGGAGGCAUGGGUGAGAUGGGGUGGAGAGGAGGCAUGGGUGAGAUGGGGUGGAGUGGAGGCAUGGGUGAGAUGGGGUGGAGUGGAGGCAUGGGUGAGAUGGGGUGGAGUGGAGGCAUGGGUGAGAUGGGGUGGAGUGGAGGCAUGGGUGAGAUGGGGUGGAGAGGAGGCAUGGGUGAGAUGGGAUGGGAUCCAUAA
Molecule: messenger RNA, 261 nt
Organism: Closterium sp. Yama58-4
Lineage: Eukaryota; Viridiplantae; Streptophyta; Zygnematophyceae; Desmidiales; Closteriaceae
Source: the annotation of a GenBank genome assembly